GACAAAGAACACACACAUAAACAUACACAUGGUACAGCACCUACAUACACUGCACAUAGCCGACACAGAGUAGAGGUACAGUACACAUAUGCAAACACAUGCAUGCACACAUACAUGAGCACACACACACACACACACACACACACACACACCUACCACUGGUCCUUGUUGAAGGAGGAAAGAAAGCGGAUUCCAGGGGGGAUAGGGGCCAUGGCUGUAGAGCUGCACACACUUUAUUGGAGGACGGGAGACCUCAGGAUGGUGUGGUGGGUGAAGAAGAUAAAGACCUAGAACUCCUCAGGCAUGACCAGUAAGAAGGUAUGGAGAGGUAACCAUGGAGGAUCAUGUUGGCAAGUUGUACCUUCCUCAGACUGGGGCCCUCCUUUCCUGUGUCCCGACAGACAAACAAACACAAAUGUCUAAACUGUAAAAGUGCACUUGUAAAAACAAAAAUCUGUUGCAGUUUGUGUCAAAAAGAGAGCACAAUUAUGAUCCUGAAAGGAAAUGUAUCCCUCUACUCUAAUUUAAAAAGAUUGACAGUCCACCUGUCACUGAAAUGUAACCUAUUGCUAAACAUUUAUAACACACAGCAAAGCCGUAAAAGACGCUAUUCAAGGGCGUGAAAUGUCUCCUUCCUAGUGCCAUCUUUGUAAAACACUAAAGUUUUAUCCUUUAGAAAGGAGGCGACAGGAGAGUGUGAAGGCCCAGCUAUUUCAGCUGACAGCCACAACUAGUUAAAUACUCGGUAGGCUACUGUGAAGAGAUCGUUUGUAACCAGCUCCUUUUAGCUGGAGGUUGCUCUUGUGUUAGUGGAUCCACUUGGCCUCAUUCCAGGCACUCCCUGGUAUUAAAUUCACACAUCCAUGAGAAUGGGUCACCGCCACCCUCCUGCAGAGGUUGCAAUACGAUUUGGGGAAACACACUUCACCGCGAAUAAUUCAGUGUGUGCGUUCGAGUGAGUUUUAAGGGGGCGGGUUUGUCCAUGGAUCCCACUAACUGUUACAGAAGCAAAAGGCGGUAUCAGCCUCUCAGCUACGUGGACAAAGUCACUGGUGUUACCGCGUGAGGAGAAUUAUAGGAUUCUAAACUUUCCCACAGCUCGUCUUCUAGGAACAUAGGCUACAGUUGUAGGCACUGUAUGCUACAUCCUUUAUUGAACUAAUGUUGUUGAUUCGUCACAAGUAAUCUUGAACAUAAAUAAUAGAACUAGGGGCGUGCUAUAGGGUGUAUAGAUAAGGAGAUUGUCAUAUCACUUGAAAAAGCCUUUGGUUAAUUAGCCAACUAGCAUAUAGCCUAACUGCACAUAGGCUAACUCUGCUUUAAAUUGGCGGAUAGAUCACUUCCUCAUUGUUAUGAUCAGCAUCAAUUUGUCUAAAUCUUUAGCUAGGUUUUGUCGUUUUAUACUUGGAGUCAAAUAAAAAUGAGCGUAGCAUACUUUCCUGUUAAAAUAUAGCCUCGGAGAGCACCACAAUCUGACAUGCAAAUUUCUGACUGCGAUUGAAGCCUUAGCCAGGGAAAUGUAUAUUCCCUUCGCACAUUACACCUACAGUUAUGCAGAUUUGCAGUUCGGAACCGACCACGAUUUCAGUUUCGCUUAUGUCGAAUUACAAGAUUAUCACUGCAAUUAUCUUAAUAGGUCGCUAUCUUUCUAGCUACAAUAUCCGUUUAAACCCAGUCUCGUGCACACAAUUUUACCGUCUCAAGGCAAGCCAGAAAGGAGCCAGCGAGCUGCCAUUUGGCGCAGCACCACCCCCGUACACAUACAAGUAGAACACAAAUGGAAAAUAUAUGAUUUUGUAGUUUUACCUUUUCCAUUGACGGUGGAAAAUAUAAAACAGUUCUUUUUUUUAAUCCAAGGAGCCGUUUAGUGUACAAGUUCGCCUCGAAUAUCAGAGGGCACUGAUCGUAGAAUCUGACAGUUUCGGCAUAUCGAGUCUUUACUGACGUCAGAGCAGGGAACCGGUCUGUCAUGAGUGAUGUUUCUUGCAACACUGUAGCUUGCUUUGGUGUGGCCGAAAAGACCAAGGAAAUACGCAUUGAAAAAGCAUUUUAGUAGUCCAUGUCAAACCUGGUGUAGUGUAUUGGACCGGGUGUCUGAAUUCCGAUGGCAUAGCUUACUUUAUAGUUAACAGUUAAAACAGAUAAAGAAGCGGUCUAAGUGGGAUUUAAAACUUUUGCCUCGGCUACACCUUGCCAUGCUUAGCUAGCUAGAUACACUGCAGUGUCCAGGUCGCCUUUGUAUAUUGAUUUGGCUUUGUAGGUUAUGUUCUUAUUUAAUUCUUGCCUAGAAGCUCUUUAAAAAUAUAGGGAUAUCCUACUUAACUGGCACUCAGUUGGACUCGAUGGCACAGCAAAUGUUAGAAAAAGAAAUCAUAAAGGUCUACGAGCUAACGCCAGACCGGGGAGGGUAAAAUGUCCAAUGCCUUAUAACGAUACAUUUGCAACACACUUGAACGUUAAAUACAUGCAAGUACUUUCCACUUCCUCUAAGUCACUGUAGGCCUACGUAAUUUAAAAAUGGUGACGGAUACCAGAUUCACUUUUUGCCACGUCCGACAGUUGCCCUGGCAACAUCAAACAAACGAAUUGAGGGUCGCCAAGGAAAGGUAGACUUGCAGCGGCCCCUUUGAAUAACUCGGCGCGUGUAAUAUCACAGAAUGGUUGCAAUGUCUGACGCUGGAUCUGAAGAAUUUGAUGACGAUCAGGGCAACCUUGGAGAGUACGACGGUGAACGAAAUGAGGCAGGUGAAAGACAUGGAGUCGGGAAAGCAGUGUUGCCCAACGGAGAUACUUAUCAAGGAUUGUAUGAAAACGGGAAAAGGAGUGGUCAGGGCACAUACCGAUUUAAAAACGGAGCUCGGUAUGUUGGAGAAUACGACCUGAACAAAAAGCACGGACUGGGCACUUUCUACUACCCCGAUGGAUCCAGAUAUGAAGGUGGCUGGGUUGAGGACCAGCGCCAGGGUCAUGGUGUUUACACGUAUGCCAAUGGAGACACAUAUGACGGAGAAUGGCUUCACCAUCAGAGGCAUGGGCAAGGAACGUACACCUACCAAGACACAGGAUCCAAGUAUGUUGGCACCUGGGUGAGUGGCAAGAUGGAGUCGGCUGGGGAGUUUGUCCACCUCAACCACAGAUACCAGGGCAACUUUGUUAACAACAACCCCUCUGGUCCAGGAAAGUACGUGUUUGACAUUGGAUGUGAGCAGCAUGGGGAGUUCACCCAGGUGGAUCAGGAAGGGGGUGAUGGGGAGGAUGAUGAGCCCAUCACUGCCCCAGUUCUAAAAUGGCGGCCGGCAUCCAUCUCUGGUCUGACGCAGAUGACCCCUGCCAAAGAUCAGAAGAAACCGCCCUCACCAGAGUCGGGGAAGGAACAAGAAGGAAUGGAGAAGCAGGAGGAGGAUAAGCUGGAGGUAGAAGCUACAGUGACUGAGGAACAGGCCCCUGCAGAGGAACAGGUGGGGGAAAACGAGAGCCCCCCACAAGAGCCCCCCACAUCCCCAGAGCCUGACACACAGAAACAGUCUGAGCCAGAGGAUAAAGAGGAAUGACUGCCCUCAAGACCCUCAGAUUACACAGACACCUUCACUCUGUUGCAGUGAUAUGCCUUCAUAAUAAAGCUUGAUUUUUAUUUAU
Conger conger (European conger) is the source of this 3636-nucleotide messenger RNA. It is a transcript of the gene rsph1, whose product is annotated as radial spoke head component 1. Bases 2658 to 3551 code for a protein of 297 amino acids. The record is from RefSeq and is a predicted model, not a curated record. Gene Ontology annotation, biological process: spermatid development; axoneme assembly. Gene Ontology annotation, cellular component: motile cilium; nucleus. The transcript has 8 exons. Lineage: Eukaryota; Metazoa; Chordata; Actinopteri; Anguilliformes; Congridae.